GUCACUCAUCUCAUACAAUAUCGCAACGCUUAUACACAACAACAUGACUGGAAAUCUAUUUCCGAGUCGACUCCGCGAUAGCCAUCAAAACCGUCGACUCAACACCAAUUUCAGACGGAAUGGAAAAUUGCAGUCUUGUGAGCCCUGUCGCAAGGGCAAGCUGAGAUGCGAUCACAUGAUGCCCACGUGUGGACGAUGUCAACGUCGUAAUCGUGCGGAUCAGUGUGUGUACCAUCCGGCGCCUUUGACUAAAGCUGGCCAGUUGCCUACACCGCAGGCUUCGGAUUCUUCUAGUCCGGUUGUGGAGAACCGAUCGGUAAAUACCGAUACUACAUCCGCUUCAACUCCUACAUUCAGUCGUGUUGAACUACACGCAGUGCAACAAACAAGAUCCUCCCGAGCUAGUAGUCUUCCCGCACAACCAUGGUCUUCGAUCCAAUACGGUCAACAGACAGUUGAAGAAUUGAGAAAACCGGUACCACGCGCGCACAUUCAAGCAUUAGGCUACCACCCCUCGGGAACAUCUAUGCACCAUGCGUCCAUCUUAGCUGAAAAUGAGUUGAGUGUGGGUAUUGCGCCUUCAAAUGGUGAAAUUGCCCAUUCGAUGGUAUCACAGGCAGACAUAGAACGAGGGGCUGCGUGCUUGACGCUUUUGAGAAACUUCCCGCUAUGCCUCCGAUAUAUUGAUAAGUGGUUUUCUUUCGCAAAGGGACUCAUAGUAAUCGAGCCCAUGACUAAGAUCUUCACCGCCGGAAUCAGUCAAACGUGGGGGAAGUGGCUGAAUUCCUCUGAAGCGCACGCCACAUCUGAUCUCACAUACAUGUCCAAAAGGAUCUGGGAUAAUACUCUCAAGCCUAUGACGAGUUCCUUAAGGCAAGACACCACCGCUACGGAGUUCUGUCUUGCAGCCACGGGCGAGAAUCUGAGGUGGGAGGUUGUUGGCCUUUUGGUGACUUUGAUGGCAUUAGUUUGCGCUAGUCUCACAGACGGGGAUCCCAUAUUCUGCUCUCACGAUGAUGUGCCCAUAGAUCGUGAAGCAACCCUCAUUCGAGCACAAAACGCGUCCCAAAUGUGUCUGGACUUUUGCGAUGAUUUUGGAAUUCUCAGUGAUUUGUAUCUGUGGCUGCUAUAUGAGAAUACAAGCAUAUAUUGUGCAUUGCGUACGAAAGGGAGUUAUCAGAAUUGGAAAAAGACUGGCACGCUAAUUACUGCUCUUGUCUUCUGCAAUUUGCACGAGGAAAUCAAGGUGGAUGAGAAGACACCCCUCUUUAUUAGCGAGUUGCGUAAACGAUUGUUUGCAGCGGUGUAUCAAUCCGACAAGUAUUCUGCCAUCUAUAGCGGACGACCUCCCAGACUGACCAGGAAGUUCUGCCGUCUCCAAGUACCUUUAGAUAUCAGUGACGCGCAGCUGAUGUCUGUUGGGUCGGAUCACGAGAAAAUAGUUCGAGGGAUCGACGAGAACGGGUGGAACACACGAGGCGCCAUCAAUCUGUCCACAUUCCAGCGCCUCUUCGUUUCCGAUGCGCUGCUGGCGGAAGAAAUUGUCGAGAUAUCAAUGGAUAUUGAAAUGCAGCCAGAUGAAAUCGAUCGGCGGGCCGCAGACAUCAAAGCCAGAGCGAUUGCGCGCUUCGAAAACCUACCCGAUUUCCUUAAACUAAAAGACGAUCGACCCUUCCAGGAUGCACGACGAUCUCCCAUCGAGCUGAUGUUCCUUGCAUACAUACGAAUGGAUGCACACUAUCAUCAAUAUCUGCUGCAGCGCAUCCUCAUUAAAAAGCUGGGCGCAGACGCUUCCAAGCUCAUUGAGAUUGCGAUACCAAUGUUCAAAUUCGUCCUGCAGCUAGUCAACAACAAACACAUCUUCCGCGACUUCCAGAUCGAUUUCGCGUCACUACUCAACCAAAAUGGCGUACCCUCGGCUGCUGUGAUUGCUCUUGAGCUACUACAUCAGGAACAGAACUAUCGUGCUACUAGAGCUCCUGCGUCUAUGCUCCCACGAUCGCAGACCAUUCAAGAUCUUUCCGUUUUUGUUGCCUGCUUAGAAACCAUCCCACAGAACAGCUGUGCGUACAUCAGCUGCGAGCGCGGCCUAAGGUUCUUGAAGAAGAUCUUGGAUACCGUCUUAAAUCCAAUACAUAUCAACAAUGCGGAUCUCAACAUGGAUACCACACUCGGUGAAUUCAGCUUCAAUUUCAAUGAUCCAUUGUGCUGGCUUGAUACAGUAGAGUGGGAGCAGGAUAUGUGGCCGAACUUCAAUUGAUGGGGGCUUCGGAGGCUACGCUGAUUACAGUGUUGUUAUUUUGGGAGUUGCAUCGGGUUUCAAAAUGACCCAGUUGCUGACUUUCUUUGGAAACGAGCGAUUAUACCCAUCUCCAUACAUGUAACGAUUUUAGCAAACCAUCUCGACACUAUGGAAUGACAGGGUGCACCAAGGGUGAUUUUAAUGCGAAUGAAAUACUGGCAGGGCCUCAUGAUAGUUGGAAUGAAAAUGACAAACAAGAAAGCUGGCAUGUACAAUUGCAUCAAAAAUUGUCGCCUCCAUCCCCAAAAAGUCUCCCCUCACCCGAUCAAUGAAUGAACUCCGGCCCAUAAAUUCCCAUCUCCCAAACACCAGAACAGUAAACGCAGAAAGCGCCCUGGCCCCUCUCAUUGUUUCUCUAAAACUGUUUCAGCAACCCAUGAAACGAACAUAUUCCACCGCAGCUUCAAUGCGACACCUUCGAAUAGCCUCUCACACCGUCCUCCCUCUUCCCUCAUCCCCAACAGCCUCAUGAUAACUCGGCGGCGCAACAUCAUCCCCCGCCAACACAUCAUCUCUUUCCCCCUCCCGACUCACGCUCCUGCUCCUGCUCCUGCUCCUGCUCCUGCUCCUGCUCCUGCUCCUCUCCACAACAUCGCCCCUCCUCCUCCUUCCCAAUAACUUCUCCUUCUUCUGCCCCGGUAAAGCAGAUGUAGUCGAAUACCCCCGAUCGUUCCAUCCGUGAAGAGCGGCUUUCUUAGCUUUCUUCUCUUCGCGGUGUUCUUUGAUCUUCAUGGCACCUAUGCCGAUGCCCAUGAU
Molecule: messenger RNA, 3058 nt
Organism: Periconia digitata
Lineage: Eukaryota; Fungi; Ascomycota; Dothideomycetes; Pleosporales; Periconiaceae
Source: the annotation of a GenBank genome assembly